UAGCUGUUGAUUGUUUCUAUAAAUAUCAUCAUGGUAAAAUACAUUCAAUAUUCCAGCACAGCACCAUGGCACUCAGUGGCAGAAAUGUGUAAGUGCAUGCCAGGACAAAUCCACCCAGUGCACCCUCAUAUAACUGUGUUCGUUUUGAGAUUUGAGCAGACAGAGCUGCUGUAUCCGAGCACUCAUGGGAGAAAGUCAACGCUAUACAUCAGUGAUAGCUUCAUUUCAAACCAAAGACAUACAGAAUGGAUCCCUUUCGAAAUACAUUAAGGUGAACGGGACCUAUUUUCUUUACAUCAUCAACAUAUGGUGCUAAAUGCACAUCCUAACGGCAUCUUUACACAAAUGUGUAACGAUUUAUAGCGCCUGAGUCGUCAGAACACCGCAAAUACAGCGCGCUCGGACGCGCAUUUUACGCACGAUGGAGAGCCUGCUGAAAGAAACGAUUGUCUGGCCCUACAACGAUUCCUGGACAAAUUCAAGCAAGGAAAACGACACUAGAGGAUUGAACCAAACCGUAAACCCUCUGAAGCGCAACGAAGAGGUGGCGAAAGUCGAAGUAACCGUCCUGGUGUUGAUUCUGCUGCUGGCGCUCGCCGGCAACCUGUGCGUCCUUGUGGCUAUCCAGACGAGUAAACACGUUCAGUCGCGGAUGUACUAUUUUAUGAAACACUUGAGCAUAGCUGACCUGGUGGUGGCGGUUUUUCAAGUUCUCCCUCAACUUAUCUGGGACAUCACCUUUCGCUUUUAUGGACCAGACUUUUUGUGCCGCCUGGUGAAGUACCUACAGGUGGUUGGCAUGUUUGCAUCCACUUACAUGCUCGUGCUGAUGUCUAUCGAUAGAUGUUUGGCUAUAUGGCAGCCACUGCGAUCCCUGCGCCGUCGAAAGGACCGUUGUUUCGUCCUGGCCUCUUGGAUUAUAAGCCUUGUCUUCAGUUUGCCACAGGUGUACAUCUUCUCCCUCAGAGAGGUGGGCGACGGGGUCUUCGACUGCUGGGCGGAUUUUGUUCAGCCCUGGGGCGCAAAGGCUUACGUUACGUGGAUAAGUCUCACAAUCUACAUAAUUCCCGUAGCCAUUUUAAGCGUUUGUUAUGGACUUAUAAGUUAUAAAAUAUGGCAAAACUUUAAGCUGAAGACCCGGCGCGACCAGAGUCUGUCCUUGACCCCGCGGCCAGCCAAGGGCACCGCGCUCUCCCGCGUCAGCAGCGUCAAGUUGAUCUCCAAAGCUAAGAUAAGGACGGUGAAAAUGACGUUUGUGAUCGUCCUGGCUUAUAUCAUCUGUUGGACGCCGUUUUUCUUCGUACAGAUGUGGUCCGCCUGGGAUCCAAUGGCUCCAAGAGAAGCUAUGGCGUUCAUUAUUGCGAUGCUUCUGGCCAGUCUCAACAGCUGCUGUAACCCCUGGAUCUACAUGUUUUUCGCUGGUCAUCUGUUCCGGGAUCUCAUGCAGCGCUGUCUUAUGGCAUCACACUGCGGCUGUAAGAGGCAAUGGAGAUCUAAGAGCCAUUCAGGGACGGGUGCAGUGAGGAGCACCAGCAGCCAGAAGAGCGUGACACAGUCUUCUACUACAUGAGAGAAAGUUGGAAUACAUGCAGUUCGUAUUAUUGAACAGAACAAUAAAAUAACAUAAGCUAAGGAAUCAUUUCAUAUGAUUUUUACAGGUGUGGUGCAGACCUCAGAUACGUUAGCCAUGGAUAAUCUACAAUCAUCUGCAGCUUAAAAACUAUCUUUACUAAAUUAAUGCUUGACCUGUAGCUGUCUUUGAUACAGGAGGUGUUUAUACCCAUCUCUUGUUCACCCAAAAGUGCAAAUUGUGUGAUAAUUUACUCACUUUAGUGUUGUUCCAAACCCAUUUGAUAAUCAUAUCAAUGGGAUUAAAGUUUUUAAAGAGUAACUUAAUGUUAUAUUCUUUUGCAGCCAUGCAUAGGGACUACAGGAGUUACAUUAAAUAACAGCUUAAAAUCUACUGCAUGGCUUUUGAAGACUUCUGAGUUUCCUGUAGCGUUGUGCUCGAAUGGACUUACAUGGUGCUUUCUUUUUGGAAGAAGAGCAGCUCAAAGAUAAGUUAGCCAGAAGUCAUACUGAUGUGGAUUUGAGGGUGAGUAAAUGAUGAGGAUAUUUUCAUUUUUUGGUGACUUUUCAGUAGUUUUGAUGUCCCAGCGAUGUUCCUUAAUCGUUAUUUUGUAGAAAUAUACUGUAAAUAUUGUUCAAACAGCAGAUCAAUAAGGCUGUGAGUCACUUGA
This is a messenger RNA of Carassius auratus (goldfish), 2240 nucleotides long. Its product is annotated as isotocin receptor-like. The record is from RefSeq and is a predicted model, not a curated record. Gene Ontology annotation, molecular function: peptide binding; vasopressin receptor activity; oxytocin receptor activity. The transcript is spliced from 3 exons. Gene Ontology annotation, biological process: G protein-coupled receptor signaling pathway; maternal process involved in parturition; cellular response to hormone stimulus. Gene Ontology annotation, cellular component: plasma membrane. Bases 422 to 1570 code for a protein of 382 amino acids. Lineage: Eukaryota; Metazoa; Chordata; Actinopteri; Cypriniformes; Cyprinidae.